GGCGAGGAGCAGAGAGCGGCGCGGAGUCGGGCGGCUGCGAGCGCGGAGCGGGGAGAGGCGCUGCCGCACGCGGCCAAGGACCAUCCCCGGGGAACCGGCCUCUGUAUGGCAUGUGGCUGGUAACUUUCCUCCUGCUCCUGGACUCUUGGCACAAAGCCCGCCCGGAAGAUGCUGGCACCAGCCUCUACUUUGUGAAUGACUCCUUGCAGCAGGUGACCUUCUCCAGCUCCGUGGGGGUCGUGGUGCCCUGCCCGGCUGCGGGCUCCCCCAGCGCAACCCUUCGAUGGUACCUGGCCACAGGGGACGACAUCUACGACGUGCCCCACAUCCGGCACGUGCACGCCAACGGGACGCUGCAGCUCUACCCCUUCUCCCCCUCCGCCUUCAACAGCUUCAUCCACGACAAUGACUACUUCUGCACCGCGGAGAAUGCCGCCGGCAAGAUCCGCAGCCCCAACAUCCGCGUCAAAGCAGUGUUCAGGGAACCCUACACCGUCCGGGUGGAGGAUCAGCGGUCCAUGCGUGGAAGCAUGGCCGUCUUCAAGUGCCUCAUCCCCUCCUCAGUGCAGGAGUACGUCAGCGUCGUGUCCUGGGAGAAGGACACUGUCUCCAUCGUCCCAGGGAGUGGGAGAGGCUGGGUGCGCACUCGGGCUGGGGCGAGAGCCUAUGUGGGCAGCACACGGGGGUGCGGGAACACCAGAGACCUGGACGGUGCUGGAGAGCUGGCUGGGCCCCGCCAGGCGGCCACGUGCAGCUCCACAGGGUCUGGGACGAAGAGGCCGGGGCUCUUGUGUCCAGAUGAGGCACCAGGUGCACAGCCCAAAGGGGUGAUGCUGGCAGCGACCAUGGGCUGGUGCGGCCAGAGAGACCCUGGACCGGACCGCUCUGGGCGAAGCCCCAGCAGUGAUGGGCACUGA
Messenger RNA from Myotis myotis, 917 nucleotides. Its product is annotated as Down syndrome cell adhesion molecule-like protein 1. The record is from RefSeq and is a predicted model, not a curated record. NCBI's taxonomy places the organism in Eukaryota, Metazoa, Chordata, Mammalia, Chiroptera, Vespertilionidae. The transcript has 4 exons. Bases 111 to 917 code for a protein of 268 amino acids.